Messenger RNA from Olea europaea var. sylvestris, 2158 nucleotides. RefSeq lists its product as uncharacterized. The record is from RefSeq and is a predicted model, not a curated record. The transcript has 3 exons. Lineage: Eukaryota; Viridiplantae; Streptophyta; Magnoliopsida; Lamiales; Oleaceae. Gene Ontology annotation, biological process: regulation of peptide transport; transmembrane transport. The coding region runs from base 692 to 1930 and encodes 412 amino acids. Gene Ontology annotation, cellular component: membrane. Gene Ontology annotation, molecular function: transmembrane transporter activity.
CAAAAAAUUGGGUCCAGAACAUGACGCAGGAGAGCCGAAGAUUCAGAUUUCCCUUCCCAGAUAAUCCGUUUACGGAUUUGUGGAAACCUUUCGUUCAACUUUAAGAAGAAUCGUUCCAGGAAACAUGUAACACUCUUCCAAUCAUCGUAUACCCAAAAUUUUUCCUUUUCCAGAAACCGAAGAUUCCACUCCAUAACGAUUCUAUUAACAAUUAGCAAGCUAUUUCACGUUUGACUUUUGUUUUAUGAAAUUACACGUUCUGUUCUGCUCCGUUAUUUUCUGUUUGUCAAACACUUUUUGUAAUUAGUGUUAUCUGGGUGUAGUGUUUGUAUUUUAAAAUUACUGAAAUGGGAUGUUGCUUAAAUCUAUAUGCGCCAUUCUGAAAUUAUUGGGUGAAUUGUUUUGGCUUCCAUUCUCUGUUCUUUCAAGAUUUUUUGCAUUUUUUUUAAUAAUGGUCGUUUGACAUUGUUUUGAUACAAUUGCGCUGAAAAAGCGUGCAAUUUUUUGUCAGAUUCCUGCAUAAUAUGAGAUAAUUUGUUGACCCAGAAGCUUUUAAUUGUGUGAUUUUUGGAAAUAAGAGGUUUUUUGGUUGGUAUUUGGAGAGAGAUUUAGGAUUCCCAAAAGAAGAAAAGUUAACCUGUAGUGGGGUAAUUGAAGUUGAAAAUUCAUACUUAUAUCGGACUUUAGAGCAAUGAAAAGUGAAGUGUGGAGAUGGGCUGUGGGAUUGUUCUAUAUAUUCUUAGUUGCAACUAUAUGGAUUGCUGCUAGUUUUGUGGUACAGACUGUUGUAGAUGAAGGUGCGUCGCCAUUUCUUGUAACAUACAUUUGCAAUUCGAUGUUUGUUGUGUAUAUUCCUUUAGUUGAGAUCGUGCGAUAUUUGGAGGACAACUAUGGAAAUAUAUUCUUCUGGUUAAAUAAGAAUAGUCGUGUUACGCAAGAAUUAGGAACUUCAGAGGAGGUGAUUCUUCUCGAUGCGGGUGGUCAAGCUGACAGUAUAAGCACAGAUGUGGUAGCACAACAAGAACAAGUGGAUCACCAUGAAGCAGAAGUUAUUUUCACAAAAGGUACAAUUGCCCUGGAUGAUAACAAUACAGGAUUGGAUGCAAAAGGGCGAUGGACACGUAGGAGAGUUGCAAGAGUUAGCCUAGUGAUAUGCCCAUUCUGGUUUCUGGCACAACUCACAUUUAAUCUUUCUUUGAAGUAUACUACGGUUACGUCCAAUACCAUCCUAAGCACUGCCUCCAGUUUGUUCACCUUUCUAGUCGCUCUUGUAUUCUUGGGUGAGAAGUUUACUUGGCUGAAACUGAUCAGUGUUCUGCUUUGCAUGGGAGGAACUAUAAUUGUCAGUUUAGGUGACUCAGAAACAGGAUUAAGAUCAAUUGCUUCAAAUCCAGUUCUUGGUGACAUUCUGGCUCUUCUAUCUGCAGGCUUCUACGCCGUGUAUAUUACCCUUAUUCGCAAAAAAAUGCCUGACGAAGAUGAUUCAGAAAGUGGCCAUGCCAGUAUGGCACAGUUUCUUGGAUUUUUAGGUUUGUUCAACAUCUUGAUAUUCCUUCCUGUUGCGCUCAUACUUGACUUUGCUAAACUGGAGCCAUUCAACACUCUUACCUGGAAGCAAUUUGGUCUAAUUGUGGGUAAAGGUUUGCUGGAUAACGUGUUGAGUGAUUACCUAUGGGCCAAGGCCAUCCUCCUUACAAGCACCACUGUAGCAACAGCUGGUCUUACAAUUCAGGUUCCUUUAGCAGCUAUUGUGGAUUCAGUGACCGGAAAUGCACCCCAUCUCUGGGACUAUAUUGGAGCUGCUGCUGUAAUGGUUGGUUUUGCCGGUAUUAACAUUCCUUCAGAAGCCUGUUCUGGAACUAAAGAAGCCAAUCUCGAACUAGAUAAUGGAAACCUCGAACCAUCUGGCCAACAAGGCUUAUCGAGGUAAAUGAUAGGCUCUCCAUUUCAUCUGUCAAAUAGUACAGUUAAGAUGUAUUGUACAAUAAUUUUGUUGAAGAAAAUGAAUUGCAGAAAGUUUAUGUAGUUUGAUUCAUUACUACUUUUGGAUGGAUUCGGCAAAGAUGGACUGCCUUUACUGUGCAAUUAUACCGCGAUAUAGAAACAAUAUUGGACAAAAGAAAGAAAAUAUGAAUGCCAUUUGCCUUUUCGACAAGAA